AUGGCCCCAGAAAGGACACUUACAGAGACGUCCCCGCUGCUGGGCCCGCAAGCUAACGGUAAUGCUGUCCGUCCCUCAAACGGCGCCAUUUCUGGCCUGCGCGACCCCGACACAGUAGGGCAGAAUGGUGGUUCACAGGAAGCGUCGGGCAAAGACGUGACAGAAUCAAGCCCACGACUGAGCUAUAUAUUUCCUGCGAUUUCAAUUGGCGUCUUCCUAUCUGCAGCCGACCAGACUAUUAUCAUGGCCAGUUAUGGGCAGAUUGGUAGCGAUCUUCAUGCACUCAAUCUCACAAGUUGGAUUGCCACUUCAUACUUUCUAACCUUAACGUCGUUCCAGCCGCUCUAUGGAAAACUGAGUGAUAUCUUUGGUCGCAAGGCAUGUCUGUUGUGGGCGUAUGCUAUCUUUGGCACUGGCUGCUUGUUUUGUGGUCUAGCGCAGAAUAUCCAUCAAUUGAUUGCUGCUCGUGUUUUCCAGGGUAUUGGGGGAGGCGGUAUGACCACCGUUGUCAGCAUUCUACUAAGUGAUAUUGUUCCGCUGCGAGAUCGAGGUGUCUGGCAAGGUAUAAUCAAUAUUAUAUAUGCUACUGGAUCGGGAGUUGGAGCACCCUUAGGUGGUAUAUUGGCAGACUACAUUGGCUGGCGUUGGGCUUUCAUUGCUCAAGCUCCCAUGUGUGUUCUUGCUUUCACAGCGGUUUCUAUCAUACUGAAAUUGCCACCGCAGGAAAAUAGUCACUGGAAGGACAAGCUCCGUCGUAUUGAUUUUCCAGGAGCGAUUAUUCUCGUUGGGGCGGUCCUUGGCUUUCUUCUAGGUCUUGACCGCGGUAGCAAUGUGUCCUGGACCAUACCGAUAACCAUUAUCUCGCUGAGUGUAUCGGCUAUCUUAUUCGUGCUCUUCGUUGUGGUUGAGGUCUUCUACGCAGCGGAACCAUUUGCCCCCGGUCAUAUUAUCUUCGACCGAACAUUCUUUUCUAGUUAUGGCUGUAACUUUUUCAGCUUCGGGGGCUGGCUGGCAGCCCUGUUCUACAUUCCACUCUAUUUCCAAGCCGUAGACGGUGUGUCUGCUACUGUCGCUGGGCUGCGUCUUCUACCCAGUAUUCUUGCCGGCGUUACUGGGUCGCUUUUUGCCGGAUUCGUCAUGAAAUGGACCGGGAAAUUUUAUUGGCUGACGGUAGCGGCAUAUUCAUUACUCACACUAGGAGUCACAGUGAUCUUCCUUUUCUCUGGAGGUGCCACGGAAAGUCUUGUACCGAUGAUCAUGGGAAUGGUACUUUCGGGUUUUGGAAAUGGAAUCGGUGUCACAUCGACGUUGAUCUGCCUCAUCUCAAAUUCGACGCCCGAAGACCAGGCAGUAGUGACGGCGUGCUCUUACCUCUUCCGAUCCCUAGGCUCAGUGAUCGGCCUAUCUUUAUCUUCAACAGUGGUCCAGCAGAUUCUUCGGGGCCGGCUGAGGUCUGCAUUGCGUGACAGUAAGGAUAUUGACCGCAUCGUUGAUGGCGUGCGCCAGAGUCUCGACUUUAUUAAGACCCUUGAUCCGAGUGUUGCGAAAGCGGUUCGGGGCUGUUAUGGAUGGGCUAUGAAUAAAGGCUUUGCAUUCAUGAUUGCUGUGCGGCCGGCCUUGUCACGGUAUCGUCCUAUUGUCUACCUACUCACUGGUGUCGCAGCAGCCUACGCUCUUGUCUACAUCAACAAUCUUAUCAUCUCUUCCUCAUCCCAACCAUCUCUACGUCGCCGAAGAACUAUACGCCGCCCGCGAGGCCUAAGGAGACGAUCGGAGGUUGUGCCCGUCGAAACUCCUUCUUCUCGAGCCAUCGCACACCUUGAGCAAUUAGAGCGCCAGAAUGGAGUAUAUGGUACAUUUCGCAUAGAAACAGAAGAUGGCCGACGUGUGGAAAGUGGGCUGCUCCCGUCGUUGCUCGCAACCCGGGAUCAGCUCAUGGAGGAAGUCGGCGUUCCCCAGGCUCAUGCGGAGCGGAUGCGCGAGAUGAUGGAAGACACGUUUCUGGAAUCAUUUCUCGCUCUGGACUUCCCGCCAGCGCAUACUGUGGAAGAGGGCAGCCCGGAAAGGAACUACUUGACGGAGCAGCUUCAGCGGCGUGGGAUAUCGCGUGCGGGGAUUGAGAGGGCCUUGGCUCGGUUCAAUGAAGACAGCAACUACGGAGAAGAAUUGCGUCGCCGUCGACAGAACGGGGAGAGGGUUACCUUGUCUACUUCUACCUUCCCCGAUGAAUCUACGCCCGCGCAAAAUAUGGAUGGUGGGGAGACAGUCGUGGAUGAUCAGAGCGUCUUUUCCUGGCGCGAAGGGCACAACGACGCCUCUCCAUCGAGGGAAGGUCAGAACUUGCUCAACCUACUUUAUCAUAUCGCCGAGGACCAAGCACGGAGAGAUGGUUAUAUCCACAGAGGAGUAACGUGUAACAGUUGUGGCGCUAUGCCGAUCCAAGGCAUUCGGUACCGAUGCGCAAACUGCAUCGAUUACGAUCUCUGUGAGACGUGUGAGGCAAUGCAGGUUCACAUCAAGACCCAUUUGUUUUACAAAGUACGGAUCCCGGCUCCUUUCCUGGGGAAUCCCCGACAGUCCCAGCCUGUUUGGUAUCCUGGAAAGCCUGCCAUGCUUCCCCGCAGUCUACAUCGAUCCCUGGCCAAACGUCUGAUGAAGGAUACCAACUUCGAGAACACGGAGCUGGACGCUCUUUGGGAUCAAUUUCGUUGCCUGGCAAACCACGAAUGGGCAGACGACCCCAACAAGCUCUAUAUGGCGAUUGACCGCAAGACAUUCGAUCGAUGCUUUGUGCCCAACACAUCUGUCCGUCCACCCCCUCCAAGCCUUAUCUACGAUCGAAUGUUUGCUUUCUAUGAUACGAAUGGUGAUGGCUUAAUUGGCUUUGAAGAAUUCUUGAAAGGCCUUGCAAGCCUUAAUAAUAAGAGCAACGAUGAGAGGUUGCGCCGUGUCUUCCGUGGUUAUGAUAUUGAUGGCGACGGUUACGUGGAUCGGAAGGACUUCUUACGGGUGUUCCGGGCAUAUUACGCUCUCAGCAGAGAAUUAACACGAGACAUGGUGGCAGGCAUGGAAGACGACUUCUUAGAGGGCGGUGCACGAGAUGUUGUUCUGGGGAGCCAGCCAAUCAGUUCUGCAUUUCCCGGCACCAUACCUGCAGGAGAGGUGUCUAGGACCGGAGAAGGCAAGCGCGUCAACCAUGAAGGAGAUAUGGAAAUCGUGGACAACGAAGGUAUCUUGCGCCCUGACGGGACCGACUCUGGUGACCGGCAUGCCGUCGUCGGUGAUGCUGCUAGACGGGUGGAUGCCGCUCGUAGAUAUGGGAUUGAUGAGCGGUGGCGGCGAAGGGCAUUCUACACCGACGAGGAAGAUGGCGCCGCUGCGCCUGAAGGCUACGAGACCGAUUCAGACGCGGAUGAUGUAUCGGUUGAUGAUGGCCUCCAUAGCCAACAUUCUGAACUUGAGUCACAUCCGCCAUCUCCUCGUUCCCGUUCUUCAUCUAAGGUGCGGUUCCAGGACGACGUCACUGAUGACUAUGAUGUGAGGUCAAAUCCAUCGACAUCCUCACGCAGUAUACUUGUUGGUGAGCGGUGGGGAGGCUUCGAAAUCCCUGAAGUAGAAAGGGACGUUGGGAAGGAAAUUCUAUAUCAAGUCACGCAACAAGGAUUCAACGAACUGCUUGAUCUAUUGUUCAAACCCAAGGAAGACCUGCUCAUGGAAGUUUAUCGGACGCGCACUGAGCGCAAGAUCUGGGCCCGAGAGAUUGAGCUGGUAGAGCAAAUAGAUGCCGGAAAGCAUUUCGCCCGACUGAAUGGGCGGAGCGAGGACGACGAGGCCAAAGAGGAACCGGAGCCUUCCUUGCAUAAUCCCUUUGGCGACAGGUCCCUCGAAGAACUGCUUGAACGGGCGGGAUAUACUAUCGGAAGCCCGCCUUUAGAGCCCACCCGAGACGGACCCAUUCUUGCUCCUCCGUCGCCUACAUUGCGGCUCCCGGACGACGAUGUACGACCGACUCACCUCGCUGAUCCUGAAGAGGACUUAACCGAGCCUGCCUUGGCUGAGACCCAGCAGGAAGAGCCGGAUUGUGCGCCAGAUGCCCCAUCACCAGAAUCCCCAAUAUCAGAACGGAGUCGGUCACCAUCUAUUGAAUCCGAUUUUGACCCUACACUGCCACAUCACCGCCCAGAUGAAGAUACCCAGGAGCUACCCGGUACCUCGGAGUCACACUUUAACGCUUACAACGCUUCCCCGACACACUCUACCUUCCCGCAAACCCUUCCUGCCGAACUUCGCCUCCAACCUAACGGUACAACCUCAUUCCCAGCACCACCGUCAAUCGCCGCCUCCUCCCCCGAAGCAGAAGCAACGGCUCCCAAACUCUCCCCCUCACCAAUCCAACCUCUACCCCCUGCUUCCACUUCCACUCUCCCACCUCGAGAUGGCCCCACCAUGCCCCCAUCUCCACUGAUUCUUUCACGCUGGGCCUACCUCAAUCGUAUCGAACGUGAAGCAAAAGAACGAGGAGGCACAGGCGCCAAGCUUAAUUUCGAGGAAUUCUCGCAUCGUAUGGCAGCAGAUCGUGGGCGGAGAUUAGCAUUCGUAGCUAGCUGGAUCGAGAUGGCUAGCUUCUAG
This is a messenger RNA of Aspergillus pseudonomiae, 4629 nucleotides long. RefSeq names its product EF hand domain protein. NCBI's taxonomy places the organism in Eukaryota, Fungi, Ascomycota, Eurotiomycetes, Eurotiales, Aspergillaceae. Gene Ontology annotation, biological process: basic amino acid transport; transmembrane transport. Gene Ontology annotation, cellular component: fungal-type vacuole membrane. The transcript is spliced from 10 exons. Bases 1 to 4629 code for a protein of 1542 amino acids. Gene Ontology annotation, molecular function: basic amino acid transmembrane transporter activity; zinc ion binding; calcium ion binding. The record is from RefSeq and is a predicted model, not a curated record.